This is a messenger RNA of Peronospora matthiolae, 549 nucleotides long. NCBI's taxonomy places the organism in Eukaryota, Oomycota, Peronosporomycetes, Peronosporales, Peronosporaceae. The record is from the annotation of a GenBank genome assembly.
AUGACGACGUGUCCGCAGUGCUACACGGGGACGUGCAAACGCCAUAAGCGUCAGGACCACGGCAAGUCGCUGAUCAAGAGUGCAAAUGCCGAAUCGACGUUACAAAAAAUGUACGACCAACUCGUGGGCUCUAAGCUGCAAAAGCUGCAGGAAGAUGCCAAAAAAGACGUCUCGAGCCAGAUCACGACGGCGUAUCGCAAGAAAUUGGACGCGUCGCGGGACAAAUCGAUGCACCAGAAGCACAAGAAGCGCUCCAAAGUAAGCAGUGAGGACUUGAAUGGAAGUGGCUUGAAUCCACAGGCUUUGGCUGCUAUUAAUGACCGGGACUCGGACGUCUCGGACGACGACCGACGAUCCAAGAAGAAGAAGAAGAAGGAAUCGGGUAGUAAGCGACACAAACGGGACAAGGACGACGACUCCGACGUGAGUGACGACAGUAGCCACGACUCUCGUCGUAGACCGAAGCGGUCGUCGUCUGAUCGAAAGCAUCGCCGGCAUUCCAAAUCGAAUCACGAGAAGAAGAGGCACAAAAAUACGCAGUCGAAGUGA